Staurois parvus is the source of this 471-nucleotide messenger RNA. NCBI's taxonomy places the organism in Eukaryota, Metazoa, Chordata, Amphibia, Anura, Ranidae. The record is from the annotation of a GenBank genome assembly.
AUGGGCCCCUGUACCGCCUCCUCAUGCUGCUGCCAGGCCCGUAAUCUGCCAUGGGCCCCCGUACCGACUCCUCAUGCUGCUGCCAGGCCCGUAAUCUGUCAUGGGCCCCUGUACCGCCUCCUCAUGCUGCUGCCAGGUCCAGAGUGUGUCAUGGGUCCCUGUACGGCCUCCCAUUGCUGCUGUCUCCAUCGCCACACUCUGCCAUGUGCCACUUUCAGGUCUCCUCACACUGCUGGUGGGUUCCAUUUUGUCAUAGGGUGCUGUAUGGCCUCCCAUUGCUGCUGCCUCCACCGCCACACUGUGGCUCCACACUCUGGUUUUGGCCCCGUGACUGCCCAAAUGAGUGAAGUGUGCGGUGAUUCUAAGAUCGACGGCACUCAUCUGCAUGUCAUACUGACUGACAGUAUUAUUUCUCUUCCCCAGCAGACUCCAAGGGCAUUUAAAUUAAAGGUACAGUGUUCUGCACUAAUA